AGGUCGUCUCAUCAGACAUCUCCUUUCAUAACGGGAUCACAUAAAUCGUCGUAUCAAAAUCAACUGCCUGGAGUGUAAACUUUACAAGUGACAGAACCAUAGACUGGCACAUGUCGUGCAAUAACAUUGACACGCCAGUCAACGCAAAUCUCUCUCCCUUUAGCGACCUUCCAGACCCUCUCUGGAUCCAUAUUUUCGAACAAUUCACUAAAUCUCGAGACCGCUACCACCUCGUUCAAAAAUGUCGAAAAUUCUACCUACUCGGUCUACGCGAGCUCUACCGAGACAUCACAUUCCAGCACAUGUCCCAUUUCCUCAAUAACAUUUCGUUCUGGAAGGAUAGGCGUGACGACAUGGUUACAGCGCCUCGCUCGGUUCGGGUCCAUGCGUCUUUAAUGAACCUGGACUCCAUUGGCGAGUUGCGGAGGUGGGAUCUGGCCUCCAAUGGAACCGACGAGAGGAUAGUUUUUCGGAAACUGGAGCUUCCGCCGAUGUUCAUGCAAAAACUGGCGACCUUCCCGAACAUCCGCGAGAUGACGUUUGACGGAGUUCCUCUGCCCUUCGAAUUCUAUGGGUUCUUGUUUUUUUUUCCUCACCUCCGCGAACUAUCGGUUAUCAAUUGUACUCUUCCUCGCCGACCUGUUCUGUCCCCGUUCCAAAUCAUUGAUGCUGGUCCCGCGAAUCAAAAGGCAAAUAUCAUCUCUCCAUUUUCGUUCGAGAAUCUCCCUAUCACCAAUCUACGUCUAACGGAAAAUCGCUGGUACAUCAAUCGAUCGACAAUGUUCAGUGCCAUAGGGUCUCUUGCUGUCAGCGGGGACUUGGAUUAUUACAACAUUCUUCACCUUGCUACUGCCAAUAAUUUGCGCACACUUCACAUCAAUUGGAACACCCAAACAGCAAACUUUUUCAGUGCUCUAGCUAAGGGACGUGUUUAUUUAUUGGAUCUCCCGAAUACAACCACACAAGGAAGCGAUAUCAGAGCAAAUUUGAGAGAAAAUGAAGCUCGAAUUCGUGUCCGGUCUUUCCCUGCACACAUUGAGACUCUAUUCCUCACAACACGUACAAAAUCCGACUGGCUACGCCUCCCUCACCUGACCCGGCAACGCGAACGACGGGUGUACACAUCGAAAUUGGACCAUUUUCUGAAAGCUUGUCGAAGAACCAUGCGAACGCUAGAGGUCGAAGGAUAUCUUUACCCACUCAGAAAACCUCGAGAACGCGUGAGGAUCAGGAAUUUGGAGGUAUAUGAGGGGCCGUUGGAUUUUCUGAGAAGUGUUUGGAAUACUGGGGUUAACCUAAAGAAAAUUCGAAUCGUGGAACGUGGUUAUGACCGAGACGAUCGCUCGUUCUCCUCCUCGUCCUUUUACAGUGCCAGAUCGCGCUCAGAUUAUGAUGAUACGUAUCUAGAAUUUGCAAAUGGGAUGGAAGCUUCGGAGCAACGAGCUGUGAGUUGGACGAAGCUUUACAAGGCACUUGCGGAGGAGCGAGGGAGGAAGUAUGACUCCGUGAAAGAGUUAGAACUAAAGGUUUCCAGCUGGGAGGAUAGGCUCAUGCAAGAUGUUUCAAAGAUGUUUGGACAGCUGCAGGUGCUAAAAAUCGAGGUUGUACGAGGAUUCCCUGACGUAGUUGAACUUGAACACAUGGCCCGUCAUCGCUUCCCGCAACUGCCUUGUCUCUCGGUCUUUCAUCUUUUCAAUCGCAAUUCUGCGGCCGCUCCAAAUCCGUCAUUCAAAUCCCAGACACCUACAGCGCUGUCGGUGUUUUCCGGGUCAUGCUUGAGGAUUAAUCCAUGUUCUUCAUCUUCAUCCCUUUUCUCAACCUUCCCAUGGUCUCCAUCUAAAUCUAACGACCAAAUAUCAAAACUGAUCACCACUUGGAACAGCUUCCUACCUCAUUCAUUAACUGAGAUCAGGCUAGCGCCAGCAACAGUUUGGCGAAGAGCAGAUGCAGUCGACACGUGGUGCCAACGCUUUAUCGAUAUCGAUGGAAACCUCGUCGGUAACUACGCCGACAGCGCUGCUACUGGGAAAAAUAGUGGCGGAGAUGACGUGACAGACCACGAGCUGCAACCUUCAAUCGACUAUCUAGACAACAUCAUUCCUGACGCAGUGCUUGUGAACACACUUGACACAUUGGAUGAAUCCGGUCAGAGGAUUGAUAACACCAGAUUUGGCUUGGCGACGAUGGUCAUUGAGACUAUCGGCAGCCCGAGUCAAAAUGAUGAGGGAACAGGAGCAGAAGGCGGCAUGAUGAGCGGGAUCUUUGGAGGAACGAAUUCAAUAUGGUAAACGCCCGGUCUUGGCAGAUGUACGUUCGUUAAUUCUCCCUUUCGGAUGGGAAGGCGCGAGUGUCGUCGGUGGUGAAGGGGGCGAUGAACACAACGUAAAAUAGUCGGCGGUGGAUUUAGGUUACGAAAGGAGGCUGAUUGAUCUGUUUUUGAUAUAUUCGAAUGUCAUAUUUUUCGAAUAAUGCAUCAAGGAUUGCGAAUUUCCUCUAAAUCCUUGGUUGUCAUCUAUCUGGGUGCUCGAAGUCAGUUACAUCAAUGCCUCACCAGAAGGGGGGGUCGAAGUUCAUGGCACGAUUUCGAUCCCAAAAUUUCUGGAAUUUGACAGAUACUGGCAGUUAUUAUUGCUUCAGGUCUGUUUGCUCGACUCGUUCCAUGUAACAAACGAGCGGCGGCUAAACACGCUGCUCUUGACGGCGAUAUUAC
Messenger RNA from Lentinula edodes (shiitake mushroom), 2710 nucleotides. RefSeq lists its product as uncharacterized. The record is from RefSeq and is a predicted model, not a curated record. Bases 111 to 2288 code for a protein of 725 amino acids. The transcript has 3 exons. NCBI's taxonomy places the organism in Eukaryota, Fungi, Basidiomycota, Agaricomycetes, Agaricales, Omphalotaceae.